AGUGCGGACACAUUGGCCGGCGCAGCGCACAGCGAGGCGCGCACUGCCCCAGGCGGCUGGACCCAGUGGAGGCAGCGCGCCGCCGCCCAGCCGCCCGCAGUGCCGGACUCCGGCCCGAGCUCGCAGAGCCCCAGGGUCUCUCCGCUGGGCUCCGAGGACCCGGUCCCCGGCCUGGGUCACAUCCCCCGGGCGCACGCGGCGGCUGCGGCGCUCUGGGCUCACCAUGGUGGCAACGCGUGCCGUGUGCCCGCGCGUCGCCGGCCACCCGAGCCGAAGCGCCGGCUGAGCGCUGUCCUUCCGCAGACCCCUGGCCCCUGCCCGGCCCCUGCCCGCCCGCGCGUCCCCUCCGGCCGCAGCUGUCUAUGGCGCAGCCCCCCUCCCUGGAACAUGCACAGAAACUUUCGCAAGUGGAUUUUUUACGUGUUUCUCUGCUUUGGCGUCCUCUACGUGAAGCUGGGAGCACUGUCAUCCGUGGUAGCCCUGGGAGCCAACAUCAUCUGCAACAAGAUUCCUGGCCUGGCCCCGCGGCAGCGUGCCAUCUGCCAGAGCCGACCCGAUGCCAUCAUCGUGAUCGGGGAAGGGGCGCAGAUGGGCAUUGAUGAGUGCCAGUAUCAGUUCCGCUUUGGCCGCUGGAACUGCUCCGCCCUGGGCGAGAAGACCGUCUUCGGGCAAGAGCUCCGAGUAGGGAGCCGUGAGGCCGCUUUCACAUAUGCCAUCACCGCAGCAGGCGUGGCACAUGCAGUCACGGCCGCCUGCAGCCAGGGCAACCUGAGCAACUGUGGCUGUGACAGGGAGAAGCAAGGCUACUACAAUCAGGCGGAGGGCUGGAAGUGGGGCGGCUGCUCAGCUGAUGUGCGAUACGGCAUCGACUUCUCCCGGCGCUUCGUGGAUGCCCGAGAGAUCAAGAAGAACGCCAGGCGCCUCAUGAAUCUCCACAACAACGAGGCGGGCAGGAAGGUUCUGGAGGACCGCAUGAAGCUGGAGUGUAAGUGUCACGGCGUGUCGGGCUCCUGUACCACCAAAACCUGCUGGACCACGCUGCCCAAGUUCCGAGAGGUGGGUCACCUGCUCAAGGAAAAGUACAACGCCGCCGUGCAGGUAGAGGUGGUCCGUGCCAGCCGCCUGCGGCAGCCCACCUUCCUGCGCAUCAAACAGCUGCGCAGCUACCAGAAGCCCAUGGAGACGGACCUGGUGUACAUCGAGAAGUCACCUAACUACUGUGAGGAGGACGCGGCCACGGGCAGCGUGGGCACACAGGGCCGCCUGUGCAACCGCACCUCGCAGGGUGCCGAUGGCUGCGACACCAUGUGCUGCGGGCGCGGCUACAACACGCACCAGUACACAAAAGUGUGGCAGUGUAACUGCAAAUUUCACUGGUGCUGCUUCGUCAAGUGCAACACGUGCAGCGAGCGCACCGAGGUCUUCACCUGCAAGUGAGGCUGCCGCGCACCUGCCCUGGGUGCCCCGGCCCACCCCAGCUCUCAGCAUUUUGCACAUCCUUUCCUGCUUCCAGCCCUGCCAGUUGUGGGCAGAGGCAGGUGGAGAGGGUAGGAGCUCGGGGUGCAGCAGGGGCCUGCACCUACUCCCCAUGCUCCAGGCUCCUUCUUACCAACUCUGUCCCCUCCAGUGGCAGAGCUGUGUGCCCUCAACCCACCCAACAUCCAUGGUCAGUGGUCUGGUACCCAAUGGAGACCAGCAAAUUCCUUUUCUUCUCUUGGGGAAAGUGAACCUCAAAGUGACCAUGAGACACUGAGGGUCACCUCCCUGCCUGGUGGCUGGACACAGAAAGCCAUGCCUACCAUUUGCGCUCAAAACUCUUUCCCAGGCUGCAUCUCAUGGGCCCUGGGCAGUGUGGAUGGAUGUUGACAAGAUUAUUUAUGUUCUCUUAGCAUCAGAAGAGGAUUUGUACUAAUGACCAUGUAGUCAGUCCUAACUCUGUACUCGGAGGCCACCCCACUGCCAGCUCCUCCCCUGAGGGUCCUCUGUCGCCUGCAGAUCUGAGGGGCCGGGGUUGGCAGGGAGGCUGACUAUGUGUGUGGGCCCCAGAGGUGCCCUGGGAGGGGUUGUGGGGGCCUGCAUGACCUGAGAGGGCCUCUGAUGAUAGCCCAUCUUACAUUCCUUUCCGAAAUUGUCAAGCAGAUCAAAUGUCACCUGUGCCAGGUUCCAGGUGUGCCUCAUCCUCUCCCCAGGCCUUUACCCUCCCAGCCCUCCACCACAGGCUUCCACCUCCAGCCCCUUCUACCCUGGAGCCAGCCUGACCCGCAGGACAGCACAGCAGGACAGGCAGGGCCCAGAGAGGUCAGGGACAGUUGUCCCAUCUGACAGAUGAGCACAGAGCACCCUGAAGAUUUACUGAAGACCCCAUGGCUCUGUGGAUUGUACCACCAUAGCCCCACCGAACCCAAGCUCUGGGGGUGGCCAGGGUGGCACGAGCCUGCACCCCCUUCUCAGUGCCUUUGGGGGGUUUUUGUCCUUCCACUCUGACCCUUACGUGAAAGAAUUGGCAUCCAGGGUUCCAAGGCUGUGCCUGCCAGGGCCCCUGCUGUUGUCCACAGACAUCUGCUCAAGGGUCCCCACACCAUGAGGAGACUCUCUGAUGUCCUAUUCACUUGCCUGAGACCUUUCAGAUGGGGGCAGAGAGGGUCCUGCCCGCUCAAGGCUGGGUACAUCCUCUCUGAAGCUCCCAGCCUCUCCUCCACAGCACAUGAUGGGCAGGGACUAUCCAGAGCAAGAGCACAGCUUGCUUCUGUCUUUGGUCACUCCCAUAGGCCGCUCUACAUUUAGAAUAUUUUUCAUAGCAAAAGCCCAUGGGAAUGUGGGAUUUGGUGACCACUGAGCCAGGCAGCCUGGACAUUGACUUGGGGAAGGUGACCCCUAUCUGCCCUUGCCCUGCAUCCAGCCAUGUAUCCCCAUCACACUGGGACACUCCAAGCCUCUGGGCCACUGGAACUGUCCCACCCUCCUCUCCUCCCUCCAUGUCCUCACCCCAAGUCCUGGGAUGCAGAAGUCCAUAUCCCAGUGUCCCCUGCCAAGGAGCCUGGUUAACUUAUAUUGUUAUAUAGCAUCCCUGUCCCUCGUCUGUCAUGUCUCUUAAGUUAUUGUGACCUACACUGGGUACUGGAGGGGAUGGGGGGUGGCUUCGGCUGCUGUCCCCCUGAGCCAGGCUCUUCCUUUCUGCUUGAAAAGGACUCUCGGGGCCCUGAUGCCACCGAGGCAACUCGCACUGUCCCUGGGCCACCAGGCACCUGCACCUGCUGUCACAGCUGGCUGCAGCCCUUGCCCUGGGGGAGAGAAGUCAUCAGUGGGCCCAGGUGGGGCACUGGCUACCCCCAUGCUAUGUGCUGGGACAGAGGUGGCCGGGUCCUGCACGUCCUUGAAGUGCCCUACUUCUGACGGGCUGUGCUGCAGCCUCCCUUGGAGGGGAGCUCUUGGCCCCAAUAAAAGCUGGAA
Molecule: messenger RNA, 3450 nt
Organism: Nannospalax galili (Upper Galilee mountains blind mole rat)
Lineage: Eukaryota; Metazoa; Chordata; Mammalia; Rodentia; Spalacidae
Gene: Wnt7b
Product: Wnt family member 7B
Exons: 4
Coding region: 388-1437 (349 amino acids)
Biological process (GO): neuron differentiation; multicellular organism development; cell fate commitment
Cellular component (GO): extracellular region
Molecular function (GO): frizzled binding; cytokine activity
Source: RefSeq, a predicted model, not a curated record